Messenger RNA from Pyricularia pennisetigena, 2868 nucleotides. RefSeq lists its product as uncharacterized. NCBI's taxonomy places the organism in Eukaryota, Fungi, Ascomycota, Sordariomycetes, Magnaporthales, Pyriculariaceae. The coding region runs from base 1 to 2868 and encodes 955 amino acids. The record is from RefSeq and is a predicted model, not a curated record. Gene Ontology annotation, biological process: positive regulation of transcription by RNA polymerase II; negative regulation of transcription by RNA polymerase II. Gene Ontology annotation, molecular function: zinc ion binding; RNA polymerase II cis-regulatory region sequence-specific DNA binding; DNA-binding transcription factor activity, RNA polymerase II-specific. The transcript has 3 exons.
AUGAAUCCCACAAUAACAGAGCACGAUUUCCGAUUUCCCCGCCGACCCGCGGCGUCAGGCCGCGGUCCCGGCUCCGACUCGAGUGACGAUCCGCUGCCGAACUCGCUCCGCGAACUCAACUCGGACCGUCAGUCGGCAUUUAAUGACGCACAGAACAAGCUGGCCAGGACAGAGGCCUUUGAGGAUCUGAGGAACGGAAUGGCUCGUGUCAAGGACACCCCGGAGCUCUUGCAAGAGCAGGAUCCUCUUGCCGCCCAAGUAUGGCGCUUUUUCAGCAAAACCAAGACCAUGUUGCCGAACCAGGAGCGCAUGGAGAAUUUGACAUGGCGCAUGAUGCACGUCAAUCUGCGCAAACGACAGGAAGAAUCUGCGAGGAUAUCAUCUCCGACACCAAAGCCCAAUGCGCCGAGUGGUAUAGCACAGCAAUUGCGUCAGACACCGACACAGAAGAAGAGUUCAGCCGGGGAGAUGAGCCUAGACGACUUUAUAGACUCCAGUCACGGCUCGGGACCUUCGGGCCUUGCUGCCACCACACCGGAAGCCGGCAAGCCCGACAGCACCUCCACUAAUGCCAUUUCCUCAGCAAUACCCAUUAACAAGUCUCGCAAGAACGAGGUAGCUACUCAGUCACAGUUCAACCCACAGUCGGUCCCUGCUGCUGCCCAGCGUGGGAGAGUGGACAACGAGUUCGGAUACCUCAAGCGACAUCACAGGAAGACUAGCAUUGAUGACAGAAAGACAACCCGUAAACGACCAAGAGACUGCUCUCCCUUCCAGGUUCCCUCUAUCGUCACUGACACUUUGUCCAACGAUCUGGACGCCGAUACUGGUUUUAAUGACUACACACUUGAGUCUGCCAACGCCAUCAAUGUCAGCCAACCGAUGACGACCAAUGGCCGAAGCGCAUUCACCAUCGAUGCUUUCAACGUGCCCAGCGAACCGAUGAUUCACUCUGCCGGCCCGUAUCAGCAGAACUUUUCCUUCUCGCCAUCCACGUCUCCUAUGGCGCCCAACGGGUUCCCUCAACACAUGUUCAAUGGGCAGCCCAUAUCGAACUCGUUGGCCAACCCAGAUCUAUACUCGCCCCCUGGGUCUGCCUACCAAUCCCAGGUGUCUACGCCUCACCCCAUGAACGAGAAUGGAGACGGCUCUUUCUUCUUUGGAAAUGGUAUGGAUGUACGUCAUCAACGCUCUCAUUCUUUCAGGCAGCCAUCGGCCGCCCAGAACAUGCAGACGCAGCCAUUCUCCUAUAAUACCAACGGAGGAGGAUUCUUCCCACAGUCGAUGGCCAGUAAUGGCAUGUCUUCGUCAUAUGCCACAUCGGGCAACGCUUUUGGGCACAUCGACCCCGCCCAGGUCUUCCAGAAUGAGCAGUCUGCCCAAUCUCCAGGCUUCAACAUGAUGCAGGAGAACAAUGCGUUCAACUUUGGCGGACACUCGGACGACGAGGAGGAUGGUGGCGUGUUUGCAGACCGGAACCUAGCGCUUUCUAGUGAAUUCUCUCCAGGAGCCAUGGACGAGCCUGCGGUUGAUUUCGGCAGCAACCCUAUGGGCUGGGACGCUACGCUACCGGGCAACUUUAGCACGCAGGCAGCCCGGUAUCCGGCCGGUCCUCCCCGCAGGCAGAACACCAUUGGCGGGAUUGCAUCAGAGUUUGGCGAGAAGAACGGGGACUAUGCCGAGGGUGGCCUGGCCCGUUCCCAGUCCCAAUCGUUUCACGGCAACCAGGCCGACUCUCGCCGUAGGAUUCCACGCAACGCUUCAACGACGGCCAUCCCCAAUAGCCAGAUGCAGUACGACCAGCAAGGUGCGCGAGGAAACACCAACUCGCCUCCCGCCGACAUGGCGAAUGGUCACACUUCAGGCUUCUCGUCCGUUGGCCACAGCCGGCCAUCAUCCCCGCCGCCAGGUUCAAAAAAUGGCUCGACGACAAACUUGCAGCAGCAGGGCAACAACCAGGGCGGAGACGCACCGACCACGUGUACCAACUGUGCAACUCAGACGACUCCGCUGUGGCGUCGAAACCCUGAGGGUCAGCCUCUCUGCAACGCCUGCGGUCUUUUCUUGAAGCUCCAUGGCGUGGUCAGGCCCCUGAGUUUGAAGACAGAUGUUAUCAAGAAGCGAAACCGUGGCUCUGGAUCCAACGUUCCUGGGGCUACUUCGGGUUCGAGAUCGAAGAAGGGUGCAACCUCGACGGCAGCCUCGGGAACGAACACCAGGAAGAACUCUUCAUUGGCCAUCUCUCGAACAGCUUCGACCACUAAUGUCCAGGUUGCGCCCACCCCAGCCAUUGCACCGGCAGCGUCCCAGAGCAGAGCGGGAAGCGCCAAUGAGGGCGAGAGCCCCAUGUCUGGCGGUGGAAACACGGCCGGCAGCACACCGACGAGCAACAACAGCGGUGGCUCGGUGGCUGUCGGCGGUAAAGGUGUGGUGCCUAUAGCGGCUGCACCCCCUAAGAAUAUGCCUGGGCCCGGAGCCGCGGCAGCCGCGAGAACGGUUGCCCUCGGACCCAAGAGACAGCGUCGGCACAGCAAGCCGUCGACGGCCAACGCAAGUCUCAUCGGCAUGAACAGCGCCAGCCAUAGCGACGCUAUGGAGGUCGACAGCCCCGAAAAUUCGACCGGCUCGAACGAGGCUGCCACCAGGCCAAGUGGAUUCGGCACCGCAGCUACGUCGUCGUCAUUCGCUGGAUUGUCUUCCAACUCAUUCGGCAUGUCGUCGGCGUCGUCGCGGUCCAUGAUCACUCCGGGAAUGCUGGGAGGCGGCUUGUCGACAAGCGCACUCUCGUCGACUGGCGGGCUCUUGUCUUCUGGCUCAGCUGCUACCGCUGUGCCCCAGGAGUGGGAUUGGUUGACCAUGAGUCUGUAA